This is a messenger RNA of Zootermopsis nevadensis, 1186 nucleotides long. RefSeq names its product beta-1,3-glucan-binding protein. Gene Ontology annotation, molecular function: hydrolase activity, hydrolyzing O-glycosyl compounds. The record is from RefSeq and is a predicted model, not a curated record. Gene Ontology annotation, biological process: carbohydrate metabolic process. NCBI's taxonomy places the organism in Eukaryota, Metazoa, Arthropoda, Insecta, Blattodea, Termopsidae.
AAAAACAGCGUGAUAUACUGUCUGCUCGCUACUCCAACGUAACAUAAACCUAUUUAAAUAACGCGAAUUCGGUUAGUACAGACUUCCCUCAGAUAUCUCGCACAUCAGCAGCGCUGUGUCAGAUAUGGCUGGGCCAUUUGAGUUUGUGGCCGUGUUUAGUCUGUUGGUCCUGUUCCUUAGUCAUAAAGGAUCAGCCGAAACACUCGUUUGGCAGGACGAGUUCAACAAUUUAGAUCUCUCCAAAUGGAGUCAUCUUGUCACGGCUUGGGGAGGAGGCAACCAGGAGUUUCAGUACUAUCGCAACGAUAGGAGAAAUAGCUACGUAAAGGAUGGAGUCUUAUAUAUCAGACCAACUUGGACUUCCGCGGAAUAUGGUGAUGACUUCUUGUACAGCGGCAGUCUGUCGUAUCAGGAUUGCAACAUGCAGCCAUGUACUUCAAACGCUGGCAACGACAUCGUACAACCACUUCAGUCUGCCCGGAUAACGAGCAAUUUCGCAUUCAAAUAUGGAAGGGUGGAAGUUAGAGCUAAGUUACCAAGAGGUGACUGGAUCUGGCCAGCGAUUUGGAUGUUGCCAAAGAACUCCGUGUAUGGCGGAUGGCCACGAUCUGGUGAGAUAGAUAUCAUGGAGAGCAAAGGCAACGACAUCUAUAAAGACGGAAAUGGCGUCAACGUGGGCAACACAUUGGUGGGUUCCACUCUGCACUGGGGUCCAGAUCCAGACCACAAUAACUACUGGAGAACACACUGGGAAAAAAACAUUGAAAGCACUGGCAAAGAUUUUUCUGACGAUUUUCAUUUGUUUGGACUGACAUGGACCGACAAUCACAUAAUCUUCACCAUUGACAAUCAGGAAAUCGGAGACGUGUGGGCUCCCCAGAAUGGUUUCUGGUACUUUGGAGGAUUCCAAAACAAUCCAGGUGGCACUAACAUCUGGCAAAAUGGAAAUUGGAUGGCACCAUUUGACCAGGAGUUCCAAAUCAUCUUGAACGUAGCCGUUGGGGGUACUUUCUUCCCCGAAGGGACUGGUAAUCGACCGUGGAGCUGGGACGGCCAUCCUAUGAAAGAUUUCUGGGAACGUCGCAGCGAAUGGCUACCAACAUGGCACGAAGAAGACGCGGCCAUGAAAAUUGAUUACAUCCGAGUCUAUCAGUAGGCCUAAUAAAAUAAAUUCGAAGAUAAGAAA